Messenger RNA from Frankliniella occidentalis (western flower thrips), 1594 nucleotides. Its product is annotated as myeloid differentiation primary response protein MyD88-like. NCBI's taxonomy places the organism in Eukaryota, Metazoa, Arthropoda, Insecta, Thysanoptera, Thripidae. Gene Ontology annotation, molecular function: TIR domain binding; Toll-like receptor binding. Gene Ontology annotation, cellular component: plasma membrane. The record is from RefSeq and is a predicted model, not a curated record. The transcript is spliced from 8 exons. Gene Ontology annotation, biological process: positive regulation of canonical NF-kappaB signal transduction; MyD88-dependent toll-like receptor signaling pathway; defense response to Gram-positive bacterium. Bases 355 to 1581 code for a protein of 408 amino acids.
ACGCGUUGAAGAAAUUUGUAGCCAAGAUAUAGGUUUUAAAUUUACUAUUUUUGAUUUUAAGUUCCCUUUUUGAGGCUUUGGUCAAAUUGUGGUCAGAUGCUUACAUCUUGUGACGUCACUGACAGCUCUCGUCGUCUGUCGUCUGUCUAUUGUUUUGUUUGCGUAGUUGUUGUUGUUGUUGAAAAGGUGUGCUGUUGUUGUUCGAGAUUGCAACAAGUGGUCAUGGAUGGUGUUCAACUUGGAUUUGAACCACAAUAUUGCUAAGCAUGUCGGAAUAUUGAAAAGUUUUCAAGGCCAAUAUAAGCCGUUUCUAAAUUUCUUCAUUGUGAUUGUACAUUUCGAAACCAUUUAAAGAUGUCAGGACAGGCAGAAAUUGACCUUUCAGAGGUUCCCAUAGCUGCUCUGCGUGAUAGAACUCGUCGACUCCUUGAAGAAUCCCUGAAUGAAGCUAGAGUUCUCCCCACAGAUGAAAACAUUCCAAGAGAUUGGCGGGGGCUUGCUCAUUUUACUGGAAUUAACACAUUAUCCCUAGCAAAAUCAACAAAUCCUUGUUCCGAAAUAUUAAAACUAUGGGAUGAAGACAAGCUGUCAAAAGGAGAUAAGAGACCUUCACUGAGAGAUCUGCUGAAUAUAUUUGCCCAGAUUGAUCGAUGGGAUGUGUACGAUGAUUCAGAACCAAUGAUGUUGGAAGAUGCAACUCAUUACACCACAUCACUUCAAGUACAACCAGUCGUUAAGGAAACCAUUCAGCCUUUUGAAAAUGGCUGCUUGACACAGAAGGAUGUUGAACGUUGUCGGGAUGGACUCCCUCUUCUGAAGUAUGAUGCAUUCUUGCUGUAUGCAGAUGAAGAUCUCAAGUAUGCCAGAAUGAUGAUUGAUAAGUUGGAGUACGAAUACAACCUUCAGCUUGUUGUGAAGGAUAGAGACUUACUCACAGGUGUAGGUUUUGAGUUCAAAGCUAUCACAAAGUUGAUUGCUGAGCGUUGUUCUUGUAUGAUUGUCAUUCUCUCUCCAAAUCUUCUUAAAAGUGAAGCUAACAUGUUUUUCUUGGCCUUUGCCCAAUCACUCAGCAUCCAGCAGCAGCAAAAGCGCAUCAUACCCUGCAAAUAUGAACCUUGUGACCUUCCACCAGAAAUAAGUUAUCUGUAUUAUCUGGAUUAUCAACGCUCGUUAUUGUUUAACAACUUCUGGCAGAGAAUCAGCAGCUCAAUUAAGGCUGCUAUUGAUGCUCCUGUUCCACAAAAAGUGAGCCCUCAGUUGAGCACUACUUCCAGUCAAAGUGAGGCCAGAUGUACAAUAACAGAAAUACCAUCAGAAGAAAUCCAACCGGAUGUGGAGUCAACUGUCACUGAGGAGCAAACUGCCAUUGUGAGAAUGUCAGACCCAUCAACUCAUUUUCCUGGCAACAGUUUAGAAAACUCUACAGAGAAGAACUGGUUUUGCAGCAAAUCUUCAAUAAAGAGUGAUGACAUUUCUCAGCCCUCAAAACCACAAGAUACUAGUCUUAUUAGCCGUAUUAAAAAGAUUAAGAAAAGUAAAAAUUGGUUUAAAAAGAAGAAAGCAGUGGCUGUUGAGGCAUGACCUUACUGACCUU